Molecule: messenger RNA, 2381 nt
Organism: Aspergillus campestris IBT 28561
Lineage: Eukaryota; Fungi; Ascomycota; Eurotiomycetes; Eurotiales; Aspergillaceae
Product: putative cell cycle control protein (Cwf19)
Exons: 2
Coding region: 51-2180 (709 amino acids)
Biological process (GO): mRNA splicing, via spliceosome
Cellular component (GO): post-mRNA release spliceosomal complex
Source: RefSeq, a predicted model, not a curated record
CCUCUCCCCUCGUCCCUAUCCCCUCAGAUUAACAUUAAUCAAAAAUAAGAAUGACGCUGGAGGAUUUCGAAAAGUCGCUGGCGGAGGAGCACGACAAGCGACGCGACCGGGGCGACAAAGACCGGCGUCGACACCGCGACCACGACCGCGACCGCAGCCGAGAACGAUCCUCAAGACACCACCGCCAUCACCACAGCCGUCGCCAUUCGUCGCGAUCUCGCGAGCGACGGUCCGACCGACAUGGUGAGUCGCGGCACAGCGAGGAGGGGGGGCACCGGCACAAACGAUCGCGUCAUUCGACCGAGCACGGCGACGACCGAGAGCACAAGCGCCGACACCGACACGAUGAGAGCAGAGGAGCGGGAGAAGAGGAGACGGAGUCGUCCCGGUCUCCUGUGAAGGAAGAUGUGGUGGCCCAGGAGGAGGCCCCGAGGCCCAAGCGAGACGCGUGGAUGGAAGCGCCCUCCGCGUUGGACGUGGACUACGUGCACCGUCCCAACGCGGGACAUUUGCAGGAGGAGCCGCAGCCUCGCAUGCUGGGGGCCGAUUUCGAGCUGAAAAUCCACAACCGGGAGUUAAAUACACAUCUACGCGACCUCCAGGACGGGAAGGCAUUGGAGGAGAUUGAAACCGAGCCUGCCACGCACGAGGUGGAUUAUACUUUUGGGGAUGCCGGGGCGAACUGGCGGAUGACCAAGCUCCGUGCCGUCUACAGGGAAGCCGAGGAGAACCAGAAGAGCGUGGAGGAGGUUGCCAUGGAGCGGUUCGGGGAUAUCCGCACAUUCGACGAUGCCCGCGAGGAGGAAGCCGAACUGGAUCGUCGCGAAACGUACGGCGAGGGGUAUGUGGGCAAAGAAAAGCCUACGGGGGAGCUGUUCCAGGAACGGAAGUUGGAUGCCGGUGUACAUCGGGACCCUCACGAACAUCUCCACGACCCUGCGGAAAACCUCGAGGCGCGUGGGCAGGGGGAGCCGAUGAAGAGCGAAGCGCCUCCGAAUACCAGCCAACCGCUGGACCUGACAGCCCUCAACCGGCUCAAGGCGCAAAUGAUGAAAGCCAAGCUGAAGGGAUCGGCCGAUGCGGCCGAGCUGGAAGAGCGCUACAAUGAGGCGGCAGCCAACAUGUCCAACCGCAAAGCACCGGUAACCGUGGUGCUGGGGGUGAUGGAGAAUCGAAUGCUGGCCGGACAGAGGGGCGAGGUCAAGGCGGUCGAAAACAGGCGUGGUCGCGAGCGCGGACUAGUGGAGGAAAACGAAGACAUGAGCAUUGAGGACAUGGUCCGGGAGGAGCGUCGAACGCGGGAUCUAGGGGAUGGGCGACGGAUGGCCGAAAGGAUCGCGAAGGACGCGAAAUUCGAGAAUGACCUCGAGUACAUGGACGACAACGCUUCGAAAUUAGCUAAGCGGGUGCAUCAGUCGGAAAUUAACCUCAAAAACGCCUCGAUCGGCGAAUUCCAGAAGAUGAACCGGAUCCUGGACAACUGUCCGUUGUGCCACCACGAGGACACCAACACGCCGCCGGUCGCGCCGGUCGUGUCGCUGGCAACGCGGGUGUUCCUGACCCUCCCCACGGAGCCGGAGCUCAACGAGGGGAGCGCGACGAUCGUGCCCAUCCAGCACCGGACGAACCUGGUGGAGUGCGACGACGACGAAUGGGAAGAGAUUCGCAACUUCAUGAAGAGCCUGACGCGCAUGUACCACGAUCAGGGUCGCGACGUGAUCUUCUACGAGAACGCAGCGCAGCCCCAGCGCCGGCGCCACGCGGCGAUGGAGGCCGUGCCGCUUCCGUACAGCCUGGGGGAGACCGCCCCGGCGUUCUUCAAGGAGGCGAUUCUGUCCGCGGACGCGGAGUGGUCACAGCACCGGAAGUUGAUCGACACCCUCAAGGCCGCUAAGCAGGGACAAGGUCGGAACGCUUUCCGACGCUCCCUGGUCAAGGAGAUGCCGUACUUCCACGUCUGGCUAGAGCUGGACGGGGGCCUGGGCCACGUGGUCGAGGACGAGAACCGGUGGCCCCGUGGGGAUCAGUUUGCGCGGGAAGUCAUCGGGGGCAUGUUAGAUCUGGGGCCCGAGGUGAUCAAACGACAGGGACGUUGGCACCGGGGCGGCGAUCGCCGGCUGGACGGAUUUCGACGCCGGUGGAGGAAGUUCGAUUGGACGCGAGUCUUGGUGGAGGGAUAGUUCAUCUACCCCUGUAUCUCAUGAAGGGAUCAGUAUCAUAUUUCGAUUUAGCGUAUUAUCGCAACCCUGUCCUUCACGCGUUGAUCUAUAUAGCCUAUAUGCGGUAUACGUUCGGUCAACUCUCGCCCGAGUGCGGGGAUGGGAUUGCGGCGGAAGACUCCGAAGACAGUGGGGAAUCAGGAUAUACUGAAUGAAGACAUU